Acanthochromis polyacanthus (spiny chromis) is the source of this 2670-nucleotide messenger RNA. RefSeq names its product SLX1 homolog B, structure-specific endonuclease subunit (gene slx1b). NCBI's taxonomy places the organism in Eukaryota, Metazoa, Chordata, Actinopteri, Pomacentridae. The coding region runs from base 267 to 1052 and encodes 261 amino acids. Gene Ontology annotation, molecular function: crossover junction DNA endonuclease activity; 5'-flap endonuclease activity. Gene Ontology annotation, biological process: double-strand break repair via homologous recombination. Gene Ontology annotation, cellular component: Slx1-Slx4 complex. The transcript has 5 exons. The record is from RefSeq and is a predicted model, not a curated record.
GACACUGUUGACAUGCGAACAUAAACAGUUGUUAGCGGUGGCUAACUAUGCUCGAAAUUUUUUCGGCACGCAGUACAAAAGUCAUGUCAUGAAAGUGGCGGUACUCUCAUUGUUGAGUCUUUUGCCUUUCUGUGUGUGGCUUUACAAAUCAGUCUUUAACUCAUCUGUUAAGUUGUGUUCCAGUUAACACUCGAUAGUACAUGUCAUGUAUAUUCUGUCUAAGGUAAAAGCAGUACCUAGCAAAACUCUUCCUGUUUCCUUGAAUAAUGGUAGUAGAGGUAGAGAGCUUCUUCGGUGUGUACAUGCUGUACUGUAUUAAUCCUAAAUUCAAAGGCCGUAUCUACAUCGGCUUCACUGUGAACCCAGAGCGGCGGAUCGGACAGCACAACGCUGGACGACACAGAGGGGGAGCCAAAAGGACCAGUGGCAGAGGACCAUGGGAGAUGAUCUUAAUAAUGCAUGGCUUUCCUUCUGAUAUUGCUGCUUUGAGGUUUGAGUGGGCGUGGCAGCAUCCCCACUCCUCCAGGCGGCUCUCCCAUGUUUCUCGUCGCUCUAGAAAAGAGUCAAGUUUGCAGUUCCACUGGCGCGUCGUGUCUAACAUGCUGCGGGUGGCACCGUGGAACCGACUGCCUCUGACAGUCCGCUGGCUCAAACAGGAGUACAGGAUGGACUUUGAGCCCAGUCUUCAGCCUCCUCUGCACAUCCCCAUCGCUUUUGGCAGUGUGAGGGCCAAGAAGAAGCUGCCGCUACAGUCUGCAGGGGAAGGAGAUACAUCCAGGUGUUUUCUCUGCAAGGGGCUGGUCAAGGUAUCAGAGAAGCUGAGCUGUUUCCACCCAUCCUGUGGGAUGAGCAGUCAUUUAAUCUGCAUUGCCAGAUAUUUCCUAAAGUCAGAGCCUUCCCACCUGCUACCAGUGGAGGGACAGUGUCCAGCCUGUCAUCACUCAGUGCUGUGGGGCAGCCUCAUCCGCCAUAAACAUGGCUGCUUUGGAGACCUGGAGGAGAUCACACCAUCUGCUUCCCAAAGCCACUGGGCAGAUGAACUGCAGAUAUGAACAAGUGUACCCCGCAAAAGUGAAUUUCCUAAAUUUCUAAAAUGUCGCACUGUCAGAAUAUCAGGAGCACUAUGUGCAAUGGAGUUUGCUUUUUAACCUGAACAGUAUUGUAUAGAAAUGUGAUUUAUUUUUAAUAUUUUGUCAUGAAUUUAAUCUUUUUAAUCAUGUUUGCAAAAGUAAUUUUUAAUGUAUUCCAUAUUUCUAUAAAAUACAUUUUUAAUUAAUUGUGUGACAAAUAAAAACAAUUUUUUAUACUUUACUGAUUUCAUAUAGGAGCCUACCCAUGCAAAAAAAAUGUCAAGUUAUUAAUUUAUUGUAAAUUGAUGUUGCUUUUCUUUUACUUUUUUGUAUUGUUUAUGCUGGUUCUGGUUGUAUAGAAAGCAGAAUUAACAACAGCAAAAAUUAAAGUCUGGUAACUGGUGAUAGACAUUUUUGUUCUAUUGAUAGUAAAUAGGCUAUGGAUGCUCUUAUUAAGUUGAUAACCAACUACAAACAUUGCAGAUAUUCUGUGGUUAUAACAAAUUAUUCCUGUAAUUCUUUGUGUCUUUCCCCUGAAUAGUGUUCAGUGAACUUGUUUCUGCUUGGGUGUAGUACGUUUGUCGUCCUUUUGAAAAAAUGGACAAAACCAUUUUUAGAGUUUACGUUCAACAAAAAGCCACUUGUCACACCGUGAUUACUCGUGAUCUCUCUUUAGCUUUUAUGAGGCUUAUGAAAGCAGCUGGCUACACCAGCAAUGAUUAGGUUUUUUUAUAGGAAAGUUGGCAAAAAUGUGCAGCAUACAAAAUAAGUAAACACACCUAUCACUCAAACAUCAAGUGAUUGAUAAUCCCUGACACCAGUUAGAAAACUUAUGAUCACUGAGACCAACUCAGGUACACCUGUGAUUUCCAUUCAGUUACAGAAUGACCUGUGGAUGCCAGAAUUUUAUUGUUUUUGGAUGUGGACUGUGCCUAUGUAUUCACUGAAAUGUUAAGAUCUGAUUGUGACACUCCACAAAGAUGGAAAAAACACAAGGAAGAUCUGUGACCAACUGAAACUCUGCACACAGUUGGAGUAGUGAUCAGGAGGUAUCAAAAUCAGAAAAGUGUACUGCCGAGCAAAAACAGGCUGAAAAAAUAGUCUCUGAAAAUGACAAAAAGUCUAUUCAGAAAUGUGUACAACACUUGUAUCCUCAGUGAUGAGUAGGAUAGUGUCAGCCAUCCCAAUCAAAGGUCAACAUACAUAGUAUUGAAAAAAAGAUUUGAAUCUCUAUGAUGAAACUGAAUGUAAUAUUCAGUUUCGACUGAGUGGCCGAUAAUUUUCAUGUAGUAAAUUUAACUUAAUUUUAAUUUUUCAUGCAUUAUAUUAUGCUGUUCAACUUAGCAGUAGCAUAAUUACUAAGAGUUGAUAGAAUUUUUAAUCAUUUCACAUUUUAUUGAUAUUGCACGGUUAUAUAUUUGAAAAUUAUCCGCUGCGGGAUCAAUAAAGGUUUAAUCUGUCUGUCUAUCUGUGUACUCAUUUGGUUUGUAUACUGUAGAUUAGCAUGUAUGAAGAGUUCAGUAAAAAAAGACAGAGCUGCUAAGAGAUACAUGUGUGAUAGUCUGUUAAAAAAACAAUAAAAUAAAAACAGUGGAACUUA